This is a messenger RNA of Echinostoma caproni, 327 nucleotides long. NCBI's taxonomy places the organism in Eukaryota, Metazoa, Platyhelminthes, Trematoda, Plagiorchiida, Echinostomatidae. The record is from the annotation of a GenBank genome assembly.
AUGCCUCACACACGUAAUUACGUAACAGACGCAGACGGUACUUCCACACUCGGCCCAAGCAAUUAUCCUUCUCGGACGCGUGCACGACCUGAAGCCGCCGUCCGAGCCAAUUCUACACGUGUGACUAUCAUCGGCUCGAAUUCGGGCACCGAAGCUCAGUCCUAUGGGAACUAUUCACGAAAGCAUCAAGAUGCUACGGAUCAUGAGUUGUCAAACGUAAGUUUUGUAAAAUUUAUCAGAAACAACAAAAAGAACCAAUUCAACCAAUUCGCAUACAGACCUACGAUUUCCCAAACAAUCCAGUGUAAAAUUAGGUCUCUCCAGUGA